AUGACCAAAUCACAUCGUAGCGUAUAUGCAGCUAGUGAUUCACUGGCAGACCAUCAGAUGUGCCUUGCUGCCACGGAAGAGUGGAGGGAAUAUAGUUGUAAUCCACUGGCACAACAGCAAGAUGCAGAAACAAAAAAUGAGAGUCACCAACUAAAGGCUUUGUGGAAGAACAAACCAAUGUCCUUGCAUAGCACUGCUCACAGAAUUCAAGUGGAAGCCGCAGACUGAACUGAUUUAGCAUCACAUUCAUCUCGCACAUAUAUCGAGGAAAUUCUCUAAGCACUGCUUCGGAUUUAGUAUGCAAAUCAAGUUGUAUUGUGUCUAAUUUGCGUCGUUCUUGUAUACCGCAUCUGGCAAUUGUGCGAUUGAUUGUCUGUUCCUAAAAAAGCACAGUUUCUCAAGAUACUUCGUAAAUUUUGCUAUGUCUCCUAGG
Molecule: messenger RNA, 433 nt
Organism: Cylicocyclus nassatus
Lineage: Eukaryota; Metazoa; Nematoda; Chromadorea; Rhabditida; Strongylidae
Source: the annotation of a GenBank genome assembly